Messenger RNA from Portunus trituberculatus (swimming crab), 5414 nucleotides. RefSeq names its product probable dolichyl pyrophosphate Glc1Man9GlcNAc2 alpha-1,3-glucosyltransferase (gene xit). Gene Ontology annotation, molecular function: dolichyl pyrophosphate Glc1Man9GlcNAc2 alpha-1,3-glucosyltransferase activity. Gene Ontology annotation, cellular component: endoplasmic reticulum membrane. Gene Ontology annotation, biological process: protein N-linked glycosylation. The transcript is spliced from 12 exons. The record is from RefSeq and is a predicted model, not a curated record. Bases 11 to 1852 code for a protein of 613 amino acids. Lineage: Eukaryota; Metazoa; Arthropoda; Malacostraca; Decapoda; Portunidae.
AUAAUAAACAAUGAGUGUGACAUGUCAAUUGUCAAGUGUCAACACUAAGCGAGGCAAUCAAAUCUCCCGGCGGUGCGCAUGGCGAGCCUCGCCUCACCAGUCCCCGGGCCCCGGCCAGCUGUCAGGCACCACUCAGGCACCGCGUACUCCGUUCUGCUGGAUCUCCAUAUGUAUUGUUCAACACACUAUUUACACACAGAGUGCAGCAGGAUCAGACUGCCCCAGCAGGAUGUUUGUUAGGAGAUUAAUUGGAAAUGCAGCUAAAUCAACCAAAAAAAGUGCAUCAGGAUCAGACCACCCCAGCAGGAUGUUUGGCCUGGCGGUGAUAGGGAUGUCCUGCCUCAAGUUGCUGCUGCUCCCGGCCUACCGAUCAACAGACUUUGAGGUUCACCGCAACUGGCUGGCGGUGACUCACAGUCUGCCAGUGGACCGCUGGUAUGUGGACCAGACCUCACCCUGGACCCUGGACUACCCACCCCUUUUUGCCUGGUUCGAGUUCCUCCUGGCCAAGGUGGCUCGUUUCUUCGAUGCUGCAAUGCUGGACAUCAACAACCUCAGCUAUGCCUCGCCCAUGACGGUGUUGUUCCAGAGGCUGUCCGUAAUUGUUACCGACCUUGUCUUCGCUUACGGAUGCAAAAUGUGGGAGGAGGUGGGGAGCAGUGUGGCAACCAGGAAGGGUGCAGCGGUGGGGCUGGGGCCGGCGGUGGGGGUGGUCCUCUUCACCAGUGCUGGGCUGCUAUUGGUGGACCACAUUCACUUCCAGUACAAUGGCUUCCUUUUUGGCCUCCUCUUCAUUUCCAUUGCCAGAAUGCUGCAGAGAAGAGAGAUCGAGUCAGCCUUGUGGUUCUCAGUCCUCCUCAACCUGAAGCACAUCUACCUCUACCUUGCCCCAGCAUACUUCAUCUACCUCCUUCGCUCCUAUGUGCUCCUUGGCCCCCCCCCAACCCGCGCUGACAAGCCCCAGACCUCUCGCCUUGGCCAGCUCUUCCGUCUUGUCAAGCUUGGUGUAGUGGUGGCUGCGGUCUUCGGGCUCUCCUUCGGUCCCUUUGUCAUGCGGGGUCAGCUUCUGCAGGUUCUGGCACGGCUGUUCCCCUUUCGCCGAGGUCUCUGCCACGCCUACUGGGCACCAAAUUUCUGGGCACUGUAUAACUUUGCUGACAAGAUGCUGGUGCUGGUUGGAGGGCGGCUGGGGUGGCAGGUCACAAAGCAAGGUGUGGCCAGCAUGACUGGAGGUUUGGUACAGGAGUUUAGCCACACCAUACUGCCAUCUGUGCCGCCCAUUGCCACGCUCAUCACCACCGCACUGUCCAUCGUGCCUGGCCUGGUGGUGCUGUGGAGGUCGCCCCACAGCCCCUGGCAGUUCAUCCGUGCACUGGUGUUGUGCGGGUUUGGCUCCUUCAUGUUCGGCUGGCAUGUGCAUGAGAAGGCCAUCCUCAUGGUGCUGCUUCCUCUCGGGUUGCUGUGUCUGCUGAGGAAGGGUGAGGCACAGGCGUUCUUGUUCCUGAGCAUCGUGGGACAUUUCUCCCUCUUCCCUCUCCUCUUCACCCCUCAGGAGACACCGAUAAAGGUGACGGCGCUGAUGCUGCACACUCUCUUCACUGUGCAAGUCCUCAGAGCACAGUGGGGCCAGCCACUCCUCCAUGCUGUUGAGAACUUGUACUUACUGGGACUGGUGCCUCUGUUCCUGCUGCUGGAGCUAGGGCCAGGGCGCUUGGGGCUGGGUGAGGGGCUGCCGUUCCUGCCCCUCAUGCUGGUGUCGGUGUACUGUGCCUUGGGGGUCACCUACAGCUGGGUGAAGCUCUCCUACUUAAUGAUGGGUAGUGCAUGGAAGUUUAAGAAGAAGACGAGCUAAGGGCCCACAUUUGUAGUGUGUUGAGGUGGUGCAAGUUGUGGGUUAUGUUGUGAGGCUGUGGGUGUGCUGUCUAGUGCAUUGGUGCUGGUACUUAGGGAGGUGGAUAAGUGGAAGUAUGUGCUUGGAGCAUUUCAGUGGAUUUGAUUAUGGGAAGUGAUGUGGAUUGGAAGCAUUGCAGGAGUAUUGGGAAGGUGUCUAUUUUUUGGAGUCCUGUGUGUGAGGCUGUCAGGGAAUAACUGAAGGGGUGAAGGAGCAAAACUCAGCUUUGGUCUUUGAAGUAUUUAUUGUUAUUGUUCAUUUUGUGAGUUUUCUAUGAGCGCCUCACCUUCAGAUGGAUCAAGAUUUAGUUGCAGGAUAUGUUUUUUGUGCGAGUCUUUGUAUCAUGUCUCAGCUGUGUCCUUUCUUGAGGAUAUUGACUUUUUGAAUAGGUACAGUAAGUCCUCCUUAUAUGGUACUUCGUUAUCCGGUAAAUUCACAGUUACGGUGUUUGGUAAUUACUAUCCUUGAUUCUAUUUAUGGUAAGAAAAUUUCACAGGGACGGUAUCCACCCAUGUUUUGUUUACACGAAAGAGGAGUAGUCUGACAUUGGACGUAAAAUUAGAUAUUUUGAAGAGGGAAGAGCAGGGAGAUGGUACGUCUACCAUAAGUCGAAACUUGGGCCUAGCCCAGCCGACAGUCUGGACAGUGUUGAAUUGUGAGGCUAUAAAAAAAGCUGAGGAGAAUGUAAUGGAUCUGCAGAGCAGAGCCUUGUCUACCCACUCAGCAGAAGAUGAGUAAGGUUCUGAAAUCCCUACUGUCCCUUAGCCUCGGGAGGGAUAUCAUCUGAUAAAAAGGUAAAUAAAAAUAUUUUGUUUAUUUCUUUUGUGCAAUACUUUACAUUAUUUUAUUUGACUUUUUUCAUGUUUGUAGGGGUGACUUUCGAUGUGCUGGAACACAUCCCCUAUUAUUACAUGUUAUAAUGGGUUCGGUAUAUGGUAAUUUUGUAAGGUUUUCAGGAACGCAUAUGUACCGUAUAAUGAGGACUUACUGUACUGUCUGUGCCUCCUAAUUACACUCGACCCUCGUUUAUCCAGACCUACCUUGUUAGUCUUGAAUUCGGUUUAUCUGGACAGUGUCCAGUGGCUGACUAAUUAAUUCAAAUAAUACUUGCCUCGUGUACUGCCAGAAAUGCCUGAUAAAUGGUAGCAGGUGGUUGUGAACAAGUCCAGCUGGCACUCAUAAACGUGUUUUUUUUUUUUGUUUCAGUGAUUGAUUUUGUGCAUUUUUCGUAUGAAUGGAUACCUUCUAAGUCUAUUUAUUAAGCAUAAGCAAGUUAUCCUAGCUGUGGCUCAAAAGGAGGAGGUAAUAAGAGAAUCAGAGGAAGGAGCCAGUGUUAUGAGUGUUUGUGAGGAGUAAGGUGUGGCCAAGCAAACUGUGUCAGACAUUAGAAAGUUGAAAGAUUAGCUGAUAGAUUCUGCCAAAUACUGUGUGGAUGCAUCGGCAAGCAAAGAUGGUAAAGGUGCACCUAAAAAAAGUUAGGACUAGAAAAUUGCUGCAUUAGAUGUUGCAGUUAUGAAGUGUGUGCAGCAACAAUCAGUGGGAAUGAAUGUCUGUGGCAUAGAAAUCCUUGCAGCAGCUAGGAAGCUGGCUGAGAAAUGGAAAUAGAAAAUUUCAUAGGAAGCGAUGGGUGGCUGUGGUGAUUCCACAAUCGAAACAGACCUGCACUGAACCUUUUCAAAUUAAGCGGGAUAAAUGAAUUCAAGAUGAACAUUUAAGCUAUUCCUAAUUGUAUAAUGGUCAUGAGACAGGUUUCUUUUGGUGUUCAAUGCCUAAGAAUAGUCAGUAUUAUUUAUUUGUUAUCUGGACUGGUUCCUGCACAAUCUAGUCUGGAAAAUGAGGGUCGAGUGUACUUCACAAAGGAUGUGUCAUUCUGUAGAGGUGACAGGGAUAAGGAGUUAUGCUGAAAAUGUUUUGUCCCUGGAAUGUUGAUGGCAGUACAGUGUUCAGGUGGUGGGGAGUGAUGAUGAGUGGCUGAAGAGAUGUAAUGAAGAAUACUUUGCUCAAGGGAAUGAGUGUUUUGUGGUUUCAAGAUAUGUGGUGAUGUGUAGGAAUUACUGGAAAAGUGUAAAAACUUAUGCCAACGAUGAGAAUAAGAUUUAUUUUUUUACAUACUGAAGGUCAGUUAUCAGUUAACAAGCUUUUUUUCUAUGAACUUAUCUUUCCAUCAAUCUGAAGUUCUUUGAUCUGCAGUGUGACAAGGGUCCUGGCAGACUGAAGACUGAAGGUUCAGGGGGAAAACACUAGGCAAUAGUGUUGGUUAUUCAGUUUUUGUCUACAUGUCGCUAGGAAUGAGAUACACAGCUCCUGGUGCUACCAACGCUGACAAAUGUAAAGAGGAGAUAGGUCAUGAUGUCUGGGAUGUUAUGUACAGUGUUUGUUACUUGUAUUGUUAAGGAGGAAGGUAAUCUGGCUCAUUUUCUCUGCAUGGAGUUCUGAGUGGACAUACCAGAAUACCUGACUUGACCUUUGUGCCCUCCUGUUGACCACUAUGACCACUGCUGUGGGAGAGGUUAGGCACAGCCUUCUCCAUGUUGCUACACAUUCCACAAAGUGCCAUCAAAGAGUUUUGUGUACAAUUAUUUUUUACUUGUAUAGGAGACUAACGGUCACUAACCAAAGGAUUCAUCUCUUAUUCACCAUGAUAUAAUAACUAACAUAUUUAUAAUCAUAUGUAGGUUGCUCAAGGGAAAGCCAUCAAGUUUUACAGAACACUUCAACAAAACUUUCUCUCUUUGUAUGUUGCAGUGGAAUGCCUACUUUCUGUACUUUUGUAUUACAUAUUGAUUGAUUGAUUGAUAGGCAACCUAGAGUGCUUAAUCACUGUGUGUGUGCUGUGCCUUUUAUUUGCCUUUCUUCUUGUCUAUAAUCUCCCUUACUGUCACUGUUCUUACUUUUUUGUCUCAUGCCAAUGGUAGGUAAAUGUGACUAAUCUUGUCAAAGGAAUGUGAAGCUCGAGGUGAUAAUGUGCAAAUUCAAGACGGUAAGAAUUUAAGAAUGGGCACAAAACUUUCAAGAAUUCUGUACAUCUUUUCUGGUUUCCUGGCCUGAAAUUUUUUUGAUCUUCAUAACACACAUUUGUUGUACCAAAUAUGACAUUAGAAUUAAUCAUGUUCAUUGUUGUGAACCCUACUGUAAUUGGUGGGAGCCCAGUGACAGUUUUGACCAACAUUGUUUGAAGGGACCCCAUGUGCAAGAUCUAGUGUUGUGAGGUUGAUGCCAUUCAGUAAUAGUUAUUGAGCCACAGGGAACAAAUAUUAGUUUGUAAACAGUGGGAUGCUCCUGUUUUUUGUCCCAUUUUCACACCAUUCCUGCCUUGCUUUUUGCAUCAUUCCAAUUUUAAUUUUCUACAAUGUUUUGUAGCAUUCCAGGCUCCACACAUUACAUUCAUCCCUCACCAUCAUCAUCAUCAUAUGCAUGUGUAACAUACAUGCACAGUACAGUACAACACUUUGUUUUCAUUGUCAUACAUGCAUAAGGAAGAAUGUAUUACAAUGCAAGAGAAUAAAGUUGUUAUAAUAAGUCA